AUGAAGUCCUUCAUCGCUCUUCCCCUGCUCGCCGCCGCCGCCCUCGCCGCCCCCCAGCUCGAGGCCCGCGACGACGCCACUACCAAGCCCGUCAAGGAGGCAGACACCUCGCGCGCCGACUGCUGGAAGAAGGACCCCAACGUGCACUGGAUGCUGCCCGCCAGCGCCACGCGCAACGAGGACUGCACCGGCACGAUCGAGUACUGCCUGCGCGGCUUCUACUCUAGGCACGGCGAAGAGUUUGACGACGCCGACGCCUGCCUGCGCUCGCGCGGACUCGACCCAGCCACCGCCGUCGAUGCCAUGCGCAUCGUCUCCCGCGACGACUACAGCAAGGGCUUCAGCGCCCUGCAGGAGGCUAAUCAGAUCUACAACCGCUAUAUGCUGCUCACGCAACUCUCGCGCACCACCGUCUCGGACGAGAAGGACAAGGAAGCCAACGACUUCAUUAAUCAGAUCCUGUGGUCUAACGAGAACCGCGUGGACCAGGCGCGCAAGGCGAUUUCGAAUGCAAAGUCCUACUAUAAACGUGCGUUUGGGUCGAAGCACGACGACGAGGUUGAGGCGGGCAUCGAGGAGGCAAAGCGCAAGCUGAAUGCGGCGUGGGCCGAGGUCAAGGACAAGGACGUCGAGCAGCUGCGCAACAUGUACGACUGGUUCAAAGAACGCUCUGAGGAGAAGUACUACCACAACUGGUAA
Messenger RNA from Cordyceps fumosorosea ARSEF 2679, 699 nucleotides. RefSeq lists its product as hypothetical. Bases 1 to 699 code for a protein of 232 amino acids. The record is from RefSeq and is a predicted model, not a curated record. The transcript has a single exon. NCBI's taxonomy places the organism in Eukaryota, Fungi, Ascomycota, Sordariomycetes, Hypocreales, Cordycipitaceae.